CAUUACUUCACGCCACAGCAGUGCCACUCUCAAUAUGGCGGCGAAGUUGACGUACGAUGCUGCUGAUCUUGCGGCGUCUAGUAGUAAUUCUGUCUAUGCCUGCAGACAGAUACAAUUGGGCUCGCUUAACUGUCACGUGAUCCAAUCCGCAGGAUGACGUCAUCCAACGCGACGGCUACUGCUUUGUGAAACACUACGGACGCAAGACUGUUGCUGAGUGAACGAGUUCAGAAACAACCCCAUCGUCAAGAGGCAGGCAAUAGAGAAAAAUCUGUCAUUUACUGUAACAUUUAAAUGGCUGUGAAAGAAGAGACUUGUGUGGCUGACAUGAAUAUCAUGGAGGAGAGCACCAUAAAUGUUAAGGAGGAGGAGGAGGAGGACUGUGAGUGGGAGAGGGUCCACCCCAAACAGGAGAGUCUGGACAUUAAGAAAGAGGACAGUGAACUGGGGUCAGUGAAUAUUAAAGAGCAGGCUGAAGAGGAGUGUGUCAGCACUGAGGUGGCCAGCUUUAGGAGUAUGGAGAGUGUCAAGGAAGAUGACCUUCAUUACAGAGAUCAAGAUGGAGCAGUGACCGGGUUAGUCUCUUCUCAUAGCAGACACUCUUCAUCUCUGGAGUCUUCUAUCAGUGUAAAAUAUGAAUCAUUACAGUCUGACAGAAAGAUGACUGAAGGAAUUUCAUCUCCUACAACUGAGGAAGGUCAGCCACCACCUAAGACGUCAUCUAAAACAAGAAUCAAACUUCACUGUUCUGAAUGUGGCAAACAGUUUUCAAAAGGAUUCCAACUUCAAAGGCACCAAAGACUUCACACAGGAGAGAAGCCAUAUGACUGUUCUGAGUGUGGUAAAAAGUUUUCACGUAGAAGCCAUCUUCAAAGCCACCAAAGAAUUCACACAGGAGAGAAGCCAUAUUGCUGUUCUGAAUGUGGAAAAACAUUUUCACAGAAAAAUAUUCUUCAAAGCCACCAAAGAAUUCACACAGGAGAAAAGCCGUAUGACUGUUCUGAAUGUGGUAAAAUGUUUUCACGGGGAAGCCAUCUUCGGAGCCACCAAAGAAUUCACACAGGGGAGAAACCAUAUUUCUGUUCUGAAUGUGGAAAACAAUUCUCUCACAGUAGUCAUUUUCAGAUACACAUUAAAUCUCACUUAGGAGAGAAGCCAUAUUGCUGCUCUGAAUGUGGCAAAAAGUUUUCACAGAUAAGCCAUCUUAAGAGCCACCAAAUAAUUCACACAGGACAGAAGCCAUAUUGCUGUUCUGAAUGUGGCAAAAUUUUUUCAUGGAGCAGUGAAGUAGUAAUCCACCAAAGACUUCACACAGGAGAGAAGCCGUAUGACUGUUCUGAAUGUGGUAAAAAGUUUUCAAUAAGAUUCCAACUUCAAAAGCACAAAAGAAUCCACACAGGAGAGAAACCCUAUGACUGUUCUGAAUGUGGCAAAAAGUUUUCACAGAGAAGCAGUCUACAGAAACAUCAAAGAAUCCACACAGGGGAGAAGCCAUAUUGCUGCUCAGAAUGUGGUAAACAAUUUUCGGAUCGCAGCAAUUUUCAACGCCACAAAGUAAUUCACGCAGGAGAGAAGCCAUAUUGCUGUUCUAAAUGUGGCAAAACGUUUUCACAGAGAAGCCAUCUUAUAAACCACCAAAGAAUUCACAAUGGAGAGAAGCCAUAUUGCUGCUCUGAAUGUGGUAAGCAGUUUUCACAGACAGGCAAUCUUCAGAGUCACCAAAGAAUUCACAGGAGAGAGAGAAAAAAAUGACAAACUCCCCCACCUUG
Molecule: messenger RNA, 1769 nt
Organism: Polypterus senegalus (gray bichir)
Lineage: Eukaryota; Metazoa; Chordata; Cladistia; Polypteriformes; Polypteridae
Product: zinc finger protein OZF-like
Exons: 6
Coding region: 295-1752 (485 amino acids)
Biological process (GO): regulation of transcription by RNA polymerase II
Molecular function (GO): DNA-binding transcription factor activity, RNA polymerase II-specific; RNA polymerase II cis-regulatory region sequence-specific DNA binding
Source: RefSeq, a predicted model, not a curated record